CUUUGACUGUGCCUAUGUGUACCGGAAUGGGAGUGAAGUUGGGGAACGGAUCCAGCAGAAAAUCAAGGAAGGUGUUGUGAAAUGAGAGGACCUUUCCUCGUCAGUAAGCUACGGUACACAUUUUAUGAAAAACCUCUGGUGAAGGGAGCGUGCCAGAACACUCUUGCCAUCCUGAAGCUGCAUUACCUGGAUCUCUACCUCAUGCACUGGCCUCUUGGGUUCAAGGCAGGGGAGGAGCUGUUUCCCAUAGAUGACAAAGGCAUGUCAAUACCCAGCAACACAGAUAUUCUACAUACAUGGGAGGCCAUGGAAGAGCUGGUGGAUACAAAAGCCAUUGGUAUCCCCAACUUUAACCAUGAGUAG
This is a messenger RNA of Pygoscelis adeliae (Adelie penguin), 363 nucleotides long. Its product is annotated as aldose reductase-like. The record is from RefSeq and is a predicted model, not a curated record. Lineage: Eukaryota; Metazoa; Chordata; Aves; Sphenisciformes; Spheniscidae. Gene Ontology annotation, molecular function: aldose reductase (NADPH) activity. Gene Ontology annotation, cellular component: cytosol.